Molecule: messenger RNA, 1626 nt
Organism: Malassezia vespertilionis
Lineage: Eukaryota; Fungi; Basidiomycota; Malasseziomycetes; Malasseziales; Malasseziaceae
Exons: 1
Coding region: 1-1626 (541 amino acids)
Biological process (GO): transmembrane transport
Cellular component (GO): membrane
Molecular function (GO): transmembrane transporter activity
Source: RefSeq, a predicted model, not a curated record
AUGAGAAAGAAGGCAUCGUCCGUUACGGACUACAUGCAUGAGCCCAGUAUGGAUGAGUACGACGAGAAACGACCGCUGCGUGAUACAAUGAGCCCUGAAGAAUAUGCUCGGCACGAGCGGAGCCUGCGCUGGAAAAUUGAUAUCCAGAUUGUCCCCUUGUGCACGCUGCUCUACUUCCUGUCCUUCUUGGACCGCACGAACAUCGCACAGGCAAAAAUCACGGGCUUGAUGCCCUCGAAAGACUAUCCGCCACCCGGAAAGCCGGACCACUCGCUGAAUUUGCGGCCUGAAACGAACGAUUACGAGAUCGCAUUGACGGUGCUCUACCCUCCCUACAUUCUUUUGGAAAUCCCUGCAAAUUUAAUGUUAAAGUAUGUCGGUGCUUCGCUAUGGCUUCCCUUUUUAAUUACUGCUUGGGGCAUUGUCUCUACGCUCCAGGGCAUUGUGUCAUCGCGCACGGGCUUGUACAUUAAUCGCGCCUUCCUCGGCGCCGCCGAGGCAGGAAUUUUGCCAGGUAUUGCCGUUUACCUCACAUUUUUUUACAAGCCGCGUGAGCUGCAGCUGCGCCAGGCAAUCUUUUUUACUGGUGCUUCGCUCAGUGGUGCAUUUUCUGGCCUGCUUGCUGCCGCUAUUGGCAAGAUGGAGGAUAUGGCAGGGCUUGGCGGCUGGCAAUGGAUCUUUAUCUUGGAGGGUAUCUUUACCGUUCUUGUCGGUGUUGUUUGCUUUUUUCUUUUGCCGGACAAUGCAGACAAAUGCUUCUGGCUCACGCCGAUUGAGCGCCAAAUCGCCCAGGAACGCCUGCAACAUCCAGACAUGCGGUAUAAGUUGCGGCCAGCGCUCCAAGAAGCUGUGGAAAAAACUGAUGCAGGAAUGCAGGACGAGGUAGCUGCACCUGUACCUGCGCGAUCGACCGCCGUGCGCGAUGCGAUUCGCACGUUCAUUGACCCCGUAGUCUGGACGCUGUGCUUCGCUGGGUUCUGUACAGGCAUCAAUUUGUACUCGAUUGCCUACUUUUCUCCGACCAUUGUUCAACAAAUCAACAAUUACUCGAGUGUGCGUGCCAAGCUCAUGUCGUGUCCACCAUAUGCUGUUUCGUUCGUGUACAGCGUCAUUAUCGCCUUUGUCUCUGACUAUUUCCAGCUUCGAUUUAUCACAGCGCUCCCGGGCAUGCUUCUUACCUUGAUUGGAUUUGUGGUGAUAUAUGCUUGCACCGAGGGCAUGGAGCGGUACGGCGGCCUGAUUAUCUUAUCUGCCGGAGUAUUUUCCUUACCGCCCGUCCUCUUUGCGUGGCUCGCGAACAACUCAUCGGGACACUACAAGCGCGCCACGGGCCUAGGCCUCUUGAUGGUAUUUACAAAUUGCGGCGGUCUCGCAUCCACAUGGCUAUUUGGCAGCACAGAAGGGCCCAAGUACGUGCGUGGCCUUGCUACAAAUGUGGCCCUCGCAGCGCUUGGAACUUUGCUCGUGUUCGUGAUUGAAGCGUUUAUUUGGAUUGAGCGCAAGAAGCGCGACACAGGAAAACGCGACCAUUUGGUUACGGAUCUGAAGCAAAAGUAUCACUGGUCUGGGGACCAAAUUCGCGAGUACCUUGGCGAUGACCACCCCGAAUACUACUUGGAGAUGUAA